This is a messenger RNA of Andrographis paniculata, 1346 nucleotides long. RefSeq names its product GDSL esterase/lipase At2g04570. The transcript is spliced from 3 exons. Lineage: Eukaryota; Viridiplantae; Streptophyta; Magnoliopsida; Lamiales; Acanthaceae. The record is from RefSeq and is a predicted model, not a curated record. The coding region runs from base 34 to 1110 and encodes 358 amino acids. Gene Ontology annotation, molecular function: hydrolase activity, acting on ester bonds.
AUUACAACAUCACAUCCAUCCUUUGUAUUAUCGAUGAUCAUGGAAUCUAAAUCUUAUUCUUACAUCCUCAUUUUCUUCCUACAUAUUUUCCUCGCACAUUUUCUCAUUCAUACGACAGCCAAUAUCCCAGCCAUCAUCGUCUUCGGCGACUCCUCCGUCGACGCCGGCAACAACAACCACGUCCCGACAAUAGCCCGGAGCAACUUUGGACCAUACGGUCGUGACUUUGCCGGUGGGAGGCCGACCGGGAGAUUCUGCAAUGGCCGGAUUGCAACGGACUUCAUCUCCGAGGGCGUCGGGUUGCGCCCCGUCGUGCCGGCGUAUUUAGACCCCGCUUAUAAUAUGUCUGAUUUUUCCGUCGGAGUAACUUUUGCUUCCGCCGGUACCGGUUACGAUAACGCCACUUCUGAUGUCCUUGGCGUAAUCCCGAUGUGGAAGGAGCUAGAAUACUACAAGGAGUACCGGAGCCGGCUGCGGGAGCACGUGGGCGACUUCCGGGCGCUGUCGACGCUGGUGAAUGCGCUGUACGUCGUAAGUAUGGGGACAAAUGACUUCCUGGAGAACUACUACAGCACUUUCUCGCAGAGGCGAAUGCAGUACACGGUGGACGAGUACGAGGAUUUCCUGAUCAGAUUGGCGAGGAAUUUUGUGGUGGAGAUCCACAGCCUGGGCGCACACAAGAUAUCGCUGGGAGGGCUGCCGCCGAUGGGGUGCAUGCCGUUGGAGAGGACGCAGAACAUUGCGAAUGGGAACGAGUGCAUGGAGACGUACAAUGUGGUCGCCGAGAGCUUUAACCAGAAGCUUGAGGCCAUGGUGGGCGAGCUCAACCGAGAUAUCCCCGGCCUGCAAUUGGUCUUUUCGAAUCCUUACUAUGUUCUUCGCCAAAUUGUUGACAACCCGGCCUCCUAUGGAUUUGAAGUGUCGGAGAGGGCGUGCUGCGCGACGGGGAGAUUCGAGAUGGGGUUUACGUGCGAUGAGCGAAAUCCGAUGACGUGUCGGGAUGCGAACAAGUAUGUGUUUUGGGAUGCCUUUCAUCCUUCGGAGCAGACAAACAGAAUUGUUGCUCAACAUCUCCUCAACACUUCUCUGCACAAGUUUCUCAUCACCUAAUACCCAUUUCAAUUUCACUCGCUACCUAAUAAUAUAUAUGUCUAUGUCGUCUUUGUGUAUUAUUGUUCUUGUUUCAUUAAUUAAUUAAUGUGUGAUUAUUGUUGUUAUUAUUAUUAUUAUAUUGUUAUUUACAUCUGCUGUUGUAAUAUGAUUGAUGUAGGAAGUUUUGUUGCUCCAUUGGUUUAUGUUUAAGGCUGGGCAAUGUUACGAGGAAGAAUAAAAUAAUCUUGAGGAUA